AGAGAGAGGGAGGGAGAGUGACGAUAAAACUCCACUGUGAGCACUCCUGUAAGCUCAGUCACAGAGAGCAACAGAGAAGGAGAGAGAGUGAGAGUGUGUAACGAGGCAAGCAAGCAAAAGGGACUUACCACACACACUGACACACACACACAGGCAGACAAACAGGGCUCUCUGAGGUGAAAUUGCACAUGUUUUUGUCACCCCAGAGCAGACGGACUGGGUUGAUGAAUGAGCAGUAGUGAGUUAUGUACAGCUGGGUGUACUGGACAGCAGAGACUGUGUUGCUAAUAACCCUCAAAGUGUUUUUAACACCACUUUGAAGUUUUCUCUCUGGAUCUGCUGCUGCGGGGGACCAAUUUUAUACCCUUUAAGGAGAAAAGAAGAAGGAAGGCCAAAGGCUAACAAAAUUGGACCAUCUCCAACUCCCCUUGGACUUUUUUUCCUUCUCUGUCUACUCCUGAGGGAAGCACGUGUGAGGAGGACUGAGGGAUUGAAUGCCAAGCAGUAUUCUCUGAAGAAAAUCCCAACUAUUAUUGGACUUCCACUUCAACCAACUAUCGAAAUACUAUGAGGAAGAUCCAUUGCUCAGUGUGAGAGAAAGAGCAAGAAAGAGGGUGAUAAAGAACUCUACCAUCCACUUCUACCCAAGGCUUCCCUCCCUCCCCCAGCUUCAAACACCCCUCCUCUCUGCCUCUCUCUCCUUUGCCCCCUGCAUCCCCCUCAUCCCCCCCACAGAGCAGAAAGCGUGAAAAAUCUCACUAAUGGGUUUAUUUGCUGUCAGAUCUGUGCCGAUCUGUCAUUCCCCCGGACCACAUUUCAUAGUUGAGUAAGCCGCCUGGCUUUCUGGCUAGAGUUAGCUUUGCUCCAGCUCCAGCAACACACUGCUGUCUGGCUCAAAGAUCAUCAGGAAGAGAGCAGCCAAACCAGGAGUCAGAGUUGUUGUAGUCCAAUCAUCUUGGUUGGGGUCCUUGCAUUUUUGUAACCUGGCAAUAACUUUAUACUUCCCAAUCGUUGGACAGUUUGGACAGACCACUGGGCCAGUUGAUCGAAGUUUCAGGGAUCUUUGGGUUGAUUUAGUGUUUGUUGAAGAUGUGGUGUGGGCCGCUGGCCGUGCUGGCUGUGGUGUUCUGGACCCAGUUUGUCCUGCUGGAAGGGGUGGAUGCCAAGAAGGAGAGGAAGAGGACGCAGGAGACCCCCCCACAGCACACAGAGGCAUAUAACACUACCCUCUCCAACAGCGAAGAGGUUGGCGGGAGCACCAAGAAUCCUGACAACCAGAGAGUGGAUCCCCUGGGAUCAUGGAUGGACUUUGUGAAACGACCUGUAGGCAACUUCCCUGGGAAGUGCCGCAAACGCAAAAGGCCACUGCCCGGGCCACCAGGUCCUCCUGGCCCCCCAGGCCCCCAGGGACCACCUGGAUCCCCCGGGGCAGAGGUCACCCAGGAAGUCCUCCUCCAGGAGUUCAAAAAGAUGAUAAAAGCUACAGAGAGGAGAACUGCUGCAGUGGACAGACAGUCCAGUACCAGUCCUAGUCAGAUACCCACGGCCCACAUCGCCCUGGAAAGAAUGACCUCUUACAGGAGGAUAGAGGAAGCCUUCCACUGUAAACUCAAAGGACCUGUGGUUAUCGACAAGAAGACACUGAUGGAGUUACAGAACUUUCAGACGCCUCUUGCUAAAGGUGCCUUCCUCAGAGGGACAGGAAUGGACCAAUCCACAGGACGAUUCACGGCUCCCGUCACAGGGAUCUACCAGUUCUCUGCUAAUGUUCAUAUCGACCACAAUGAGGUGAAGAGGAGUAAGAGUCAGCUGAGAGCCAGGGACAAUGUGCGAGUGCUGAUCUGCAUCGAAUCCCUGUGUCAUCGAUAUACGUCAUUAGAGAUGAUUGUUGGAUUGGAAAGUAACAGCAAGAUCUUCACAGUGAAUGUGCAAGGGUUACUAGAGCUACAGGUUGGACAGUACACCUCAAUAUUUGUGGACAAUGGAGCUGGGGCAUCCAUCAUAAUACAGAAUGGCUCUGACUUCAUGGGAAUGUUGCUGGGUGUAUAGCCUUACGUCCUGGCCUUGGAGCUGGGGGUAUACCUUACCUCUUCCCAUUGGACACCAGGGCCCUGGCCACGCAAGGCAUCUGUAUCUAAUUGGACUACUAACAGACGCUAUUGGCCUAUCACCAUCCAUGGAGGAGAAAGGACAGUUUUGAAAGCUUUAGGACUGUGUCUCUCCACAGACACCAUGAAAGCAAGCACUCCCGUGGGCCAAGAAAGACAUUAAGUACAUUCCAACAGACAAAUCCUAAUAGACAAGACUUCAAAUCACUCAAUGAAAGGUUUUUAUUUGAAAGGUUUUUAUGUCAAUCUAUUCAUUUGUAUGGCAGUAAGUAAGUACAGUACAUAGACCUGUGAGUGUGUAUAUACACUGGAUGAUGCAAAGAUGCUCAGAUGCAUCGUAUGGGUGUCAAACGUUUCAGCUAAGGUUGCAAAAUUCCAGGAAAAAACAGGGAAUUUUGGGGAAAAUUGGCCUCUGUAUAAUAUUCCGUGGGCAGAUUCUGCGUGUAGACUGAGAGAAUCUGGUAGGACUGAACGAGAUGCAUGAGAGCAACAUUAGUUCCGGUUUUGGGGUUUUCGUCACUGGUUAUUUGGACUUAUCAGGAUUGGGCGAAGGCGGUGCUUAAAAUGGAUCAGAAGGAGGGGGGAGGGGGGGGUCUUUGGCUGAGAGUUUCCUUUUGUGAGGGUGGAGACUUCAUUUUUGCCGUAACUCGCAAUUUCUAACACGUUAUGAACACAAAAGUUAAUCACGCAGCUGACCAAAUUUACACAACAUUUUACUUCUGGGUUAACAGAGAUUAGUUUCUGUCUGGAACUAUUUUGUGGGAUUCAAAUCCAAACGAACCAAUUUGGUUAGAGCAUUUAAAUGAAAUGCGAGUGUGUCGGCCAUUCUGUUUUAUACUGAUGUAUUUAAUAUACAGUUUUUCCAAGUUACGCUUACGCCAAAUGAUAUAACUGCCAUGGUCAAGCAGAAAAGAUGUUACAUAUUGUUUUAUAAAAUGCCAGUUGUUUCAGCAAAAGAGACCGAUCAUGUUAUCUAUUCAAUUAGAAAAUACUCACAUAUAGAUUUGUGUUGUGUAUAUCUAUACGUUUUUUUUCUCGCCAUAUAGUUGAUUACGUUUUCUGUAAAUUAUUAUAUUUAAUUAAUACACAUUGUUAAGAAUUGAAUUUGGACGUACAUGGAGUUUAUGUUCAAAUGUAACCACAAAUGGAUAUUCAUAUCUUUUCUUACCAUAGGGAUUCAUUUACAGGUUAUAUAGAGUUUCAAGACUAGCACAGAUUGGAGUACCGUUAUGUUUUAUACUGAUUUGCUUUUUAAGAACUAAUACAGUAUGAUAUAUUGUAAUGAGAUCAAAAUUAAACUAUGGUCAAAUAUUA
This is a messenger RNA of Salmo salar (Atlantic salmon), 3422 nucleotides long. It is a transcript of the gene c1qtnf12, whose product is annotated as C1q and TNF related 12. NCBI's taxonomy places the organism in Eukaryota, Metazoa, Chordata, Actinopteri, Salmoniformes, Salmonidae. Gene Ontology annotation, molecular function: hormone activity. The record is from RefSeq and is a predicted model, not a curated record.